AAUUUAUAUCUCAGCAUUCUGGAACCAAAUACUAUGGAGGAAGUGCAACCCGCCUACGUCGUACAGGUGCCCGCUAAUAUACGGAAGCUAAUAUUGUGGCGCUACAUUUACGCUACAUGGCUUUGUGCCUGCUUGGAAUAUGUGCUGCUGGGUCUAUUUUUGGUGGUUGUCCAUUUUGAAAUGGGAAAUACUUCCGACUGGAUUAAACAAGUAUUCACAAACACGUUGUGCUCGAUAUAUACAUGGACACUGAUGCAAGGUCUCCAUGUGGGCGUUGGCAUUUAUGGUUUGCUGUUGUUCAAGAUGCACAAUAAGCGCCCAAUUUAUUAUGCCACUCGAAUGGAGCGAAUCAUACGCGAACUGCCACGAAAAUUGACGAUUCUGGCGGUGCUACUCUAUGUGGGAUUCUAUAGCGGCUUCUUUUACAGCAGAUUUGCGGAAGAUCUGAAAUUUAUUUCGUUAUACUAUGGUUUAUUUUGCGGCCUACAUUAUUUUAUGCGCGUGCAUCGGAGACGUCAUGUCUUUCCCAAACUUCCCAUAGCUCGGUUCGGACUGAGAAUUUCUGUGAAAUGGAUUUGUUGGAAUUCUGCCCUUUUGGCACUGCGAGAGACUUUUUUACCCGCUCUUUUCUUCUGUGUUUGCUAUUUCUUUUUUACUACGUUUUUGAACAAACCUCAAACAUGGAUUUACACCUGGAGCGCCGGUGUUUUGAUUACGGCCAAGCUGCACAUAGUUCGCCAAAUAUAUGAUGUGGUGCUCAAUCUAAAAUUGCCGCUGGUGAUCGAAAAGGGGUUACAUCCUAACGGAAGCCAGUCUCAGAACAUAUGCUUGCGUACAAUGAUAUGGGAACUUCUAAAACAGUGGAUUUGUGAUCCCUUUAACGAGAAUCCGCAAUGUGGUAUUGAAGAAACUCAACUAAGAUUGACGCUUAGUGAGGCACUAAGCACCAAAUUCCUUUAUGGCUUUCAGCUGCAGGCGGCCAAGGACUUUUACGAUAUUGUGUCCUGCUAUGAUAGUCCAAAAUGUAGGGAGAUUUUUCAGUUGAAUAGAUGUAUGAAAGCUCCCUGGUCAGAAUUGCGCGAUGUUAUCCUCGAAAUGCUUGACGAAUUUAUCAAAAAUAUGGAAGCAUGUUGUCCCCAACCGUCUAUGUCGAAACAGCAGAAAUCUUUGGGAGAGAUGCUGCGUCAUAGCGAACGUCAGGCGCGAUUAUAUUUAGGCAUGCGUCCUCUGGUGCCGCCAUUCCCAAAAUUUACACUAACGAAGCACUACCCCGGACAAGAACAUCGCUGUUUAAAUAUGAAGAAUCCACAACCCUACCCAUCUGAUUUGUGGGCAUUCCUUCGAGAAAUGGUCUCAUGGAUGAAUAACGCAGCAAAAAUAAUAUUGGAGAAUUAUGUUUGCAGUUCACGCCGACUCGAGCAGCUCUUUAAGUCCAAUGUAUGUUCGCGAGCCAAUCACGAAUUGCGUUGUGCACAGCCUUUGAUCUUGAUUAUCCAGGGACUUGCCACUGUGUGUGAGCGAUCAUUGACUGAAGAUAAAUAUGGUGUGGUGCAGAGUGAUCUUAAACGCAUAUUCGAGAUCCUAAUAAACGUGGAGCAGCAACUGAUCAACGCCCAUGAAUUGACGUAUCCCACUCUGCAAACUAGACUUCCAGCUACUUUGGAUAAAAGCUACCAUCUUCUCCGGGUCUCUACAGGUCGAAGUUUGGAUGGAAUGCUAGAGGCUUUUGGCCCCUAUUUGGAACAUAUUUCCGAUAAAACACUGCUAGACAAGCUGCGUGAGCGCCUCAAAAAUCACCGCUCAGUUUAAAACGUACAGAUACCAAUUGUGUUAAAUUCUUUUGUUAGCUAGAGUUGUUUGUUGUGCUUGUUUUAUGUUUUGAGAAAAAUAAAGAAUUAAAUUUGUGAUCUA
Scaptodrosophila lebanonensis is the source of this 1911-nucleotide messenger RNA. Its product is annotated as nucleoporin Ndc1. Gene Ontology annotation, biological process: nuclear pore organization. Gene Ontology annotation, cellular component: nuclear pore transmembrane ring. The transcript is spliced from 2 exons. NCBI's taxonomy places the organism in Eukaryota, Metazoa, Arthropoda, Insecta, Diptera, Drosophilidae. Bases 34 to 1809 code for a protein of 591 amino acids. The record is from RefSeq and is a predicted model, not a curated record. Gene Ontology annotation, molecular function: protein-macromolecule adaptor activity.